AUGGCUCAUGACUUGACCGAAGCUAGCCGGGGGCUGGUAUCCAACAAUUGCAACCAGGAAGAUGGUGGAGUUGCUGUGUCGCAGAGAUGGGAGUCAGUAGUGGACGUUCCAGGAUGUCCAGCUGAGCAUUCUUUGCCUAACCCAGAGACCGCAGCGCCGCGUAACGGGAGCCCGCCGCCACUACUGUUGCAGAACGAGGACCUCAUAGUGUGGAUGCGCACCUCCGCCCUGCCCAAGUUCCGCAAACUGUACCGCCGUGUCGACCACAGCCGGGAGCCGUUCGCGGACGGUCUGCCCGCCGGCAACUACACGCUCUACGUCGAGUACAACUACCCGGUGGCGUCGUUCAGCGGCAGCAAGGUGUUCAUCGUGACGUCGACGACGGUGGUGGGCGCGGGCAACCAGUUCCUGGGGGCGGCCUACGUGACGUGCGGCUGCGUCUGCAUGCUGCUGGGGGCCAUGUUCGUCGCGCUCCACCUGCGCUACCGCCAGGCUGCCGCCUUCAUGGUCACCGUCGAGAGGGAGACGCCCUACCUCUGA
Messenger RNA from Schistocerca piceifrons (Central American locust), 540 nucleotides. RefSeq names its product CDC50 family protein chat-1-like. Gene Ontology annotation, cellular component: endoplasmic reticulum; plasma membrane; Golgi apparatus. The record is from RefSeq and is a predicted model, not a curated record. Lineage: Eukaryota; Metazoa; Arthropoda; Insecta; Orthoptera; Acrididae. Bases 1 to 540 code for a protein of 179 amino acids. The transcript has 3 exons.